AUGUUUCAGAUAAACACGGUGCUGUUUACGGCACUGGUCUACAGUGCAAGUGCAGGAUUAUUAGGCGGCGGUCACGACUCCUAUGUGUCAUCAGCAUUAAGUGCACCAUCCGCCUCCUACGGUCCACCUUCAACUCUUUAUGGACCACCAGAGCACCACCUUGAGUCAGGACCAGUAGCAGAAUUAAGUGGACACUCAAGUGGGCUCGAAGCUAAUCUUGAAGAUCAUGGUCACGCUCUCGAAAGCGCUCCAUUACUAGAAAGCCCCGUUGCCAGUGGAUAUGGUUACAGCAGCCAUGCUGCCUCCGCAGUCGAGAGCAGUGGUCACGGUAGCAUAGACAUCGGUGGUUAUGAAGGCGCAGAACUCGAAGGUGGUGAUAUCGGUGGUGCUCUUGAAGGUGGUGCUUUAGAAGCUGGUGCUAGCGCUGGUGCUGCAAUUGAAGGCGCAGCUAUAGAAGGUGCUGCUCUAUCUGGCGCUGGUCUUUCGGGUGCUUCUCUAUCGGGCGCUUCUCUUUCGGGUGCUUCUCUAUCGGGCGCUGCUCUAGGUGGCGCUGCCGUCGGUGGUGCUAGAGUUAUUGGUUCUUAUGUUUCUGUCGGUCACCCAGUCGCUGAGGCAUCCAGAUACGAACUCCAAUCCGUUGUACAGAACGUCAUCCGCCGCGUGCCAGUUGAAGUAACUCGUCACGUCAAAGUAGCUGUACCCCAUCCAGUGCCAGUCCCCGUUCCCCACAAAGUCAAGGUACCAGUUCCCCAACCCUACCCCGUGCAUGUAGAUGUCGUCAAGCACGUACCUUACCCAGUAUACAAGACUCAACACGUUGAAGUUGAAAGACCAGUGCCAGUUGAGGUUGUGAAGGAAGUGCCUUUCCCUGUCAUCAAGAAAGUCCACGUACCUGUUGAAAGGCCAGUGGAGGUAAUCAAGAAAAUCCACGUGCCAAUCGAAAAGCACGUUGAAGUGCCAGUGGCAGUAUGGAAACCCUACCCCAUCCACAUCAUCAAACACGUUACCCACUACAAGAAAAAGAGCUGCUGCUGGUGAAGCGAAGAGUCGUGAUUGUGCCAAAUAGUCAAUAUAGAUAAUGUAAAUAAUAGUCAUUAGUUUGUACAUAUGUAAAAUAG
Messenger RNA from Bicyclus anynana (squinting bush brown), 1118 nucleotides. RefSeq lists its product as uncharacterized. The record is from RefSeq and is a predicted model, not a curated record. The transcript has a single exon. The coding region runs from base 1 to 1038 and encodes 345 amino acids. Lineage: Eukaryota; Metazoa; Arthropoda; Insecta; Lepidoptera; Nymphalidae.